AUGGAUGAAUUAGCGAGUGGAUUUUCUGGCGUAGGAUAUGAAGCCCACACUGUUAUCGUGCAAAGUGAACUUAAACCUGGUGGAUCAGAGAGCCAGAGUCUUCAUAUGCUGCUGCCAAAUGGGUUUCAAUCUAACAGUAGCAAGCAUGAACCUCCGCAAAAAAAGGCAACUAUUGCGAGCAUUGAUAUCAUAAUUGGUGAAUACAUAUUUGAAAAAAUAAUGACACCCCAAGAUAUACUUGAAAGUGCACCAAUGUUGCAAUUUAGAAUGCAACUUGUUAUUCAUAGUAGUCUAAACUCCUACUUUGUGACUUGUUAUGAUCACGGUGAAAACAUCAUUCAAACUCUUCAA
Molecule: messenger RNA, 351 nt
Organism: Sphenostylis stenocarpa
Lineage: Eukaryota; Viridiplantae; Streptophyta; Magnoliopsida; Fabales; Fabaceae
Source: the annotation of a GenBank genome assembly